Molecule: messenger RNA, 1767 nt
Organism: Vigna angularis (adzuki bean)
Lineage: Eukaryota; Viridiplantae; Streptophyta; Magnoliopsida; Fabales; Fabaceae
Exons: 4
Coding region: 1-1767 (588 amino acids)
Molecular function (GO): nucleic acid binding; zinc ion binding
Source: RefSeq, a predicted model, not a curated record
AUGGUUACUAAUGAGUUGAAAAUGCUAAGAGAUGAACAAGUUCAAUAUAGGGAGAGAAGCAUGAGUGGAGAAUCCCAAGGUGAGCAAGAAAACUUAAGAGUAGGAGAUUACUAUCCUUCUUCAUCAAGAAGGCAUAGGCGUGAUUAUGAAAAUUUUCCUCCUCCUCCUAAGGAAGUCAAUGUGGUAUUGCCUCAUUUUCAUGGGAAAGAUAACAUUGAGGCUUACCUUGACUGGGAAAUGAAAGUAGAGCAAAUAUUUGCUUGUCAACAAGUGUCGGAGGAAAGGAAAGUCUCUCUAGCUACCCUUAGUUUUCAAGGGUAUGCCAUGUAUUGGUGGACUGCUCUAGUCAAAGAGAGACUGAGACAACAACUUCCUCCCAUUAAAUAUUGGAAUGAACUCACAGCUGCUCUCAAGAAAAGGCACAUUCCCUCUUACUAUAAAAGGGAACUCAUGGAUAAGCUCCAAAGGUUGCAACAAAAGUCUAUGUCUGUUGAAGGCUAUAGACAACAAAUGGAGCUAUACAUAAUGAGAGCAGGGAUCACAGAGGCAGAGGAAACUACUUUAGCUAGAUUUUUGAGUGGGUUAAAUUUGGAAAUAAGGGAUAAAGUAGAACAACAAAAUCAGCGGAAAAUUUCUGCCAAAAGAUUUCAGUCUCCCUUUGAGCAGAAAUUUACUAAAGCAAAAGAACCCCUCAAACCUCUAGCCAAAAUAGUUGAAAAACCAAACAAAGAGUCCUCUUCACACACUCGCACAAGUGAUAUAAAGUGUUUCAAGUGUUUAGGUAGGGGUCAUAUAGCUGCUCAAUGUCCUACUAAAAGAACCAUUCUUUUAAAGGGAAAGGACAUCUAUAGCAGUGAAAGUGAAUCCCCCACCAGUGAUAGUGAGAGUGAAACGGAAAAAGAAGAGGAAGUUACCAGACUAGUUGAAAAACUGAAUCUUGCUGUAAUACCCCAUCCCAAACCUUAUAGACUUCAUUGGCUAAAUGAAGAUGGGGACAUUACAGUCAAGAAUCAAGUUAAAGUGGCUCUAUCCAUAGGGAACUUCAAAGAUGAAGUUGUUUGUGAUGUAGUUCCUAUGGAAGCUUUCCAUGUGCUAUUGGGAAGACCAUGGCAAUUUGAUCAUAACACUAUACACCAUGGUCUUACCAAUACCAUAACUGUGCACAAACAAGACAAGAAAUUUGUGCUUCAACCUUUGACACCUACUCAAGUGGCACAAGAUCAAGCACAAAUGAAGUCCGCUAGGGAUCAGGAAAAGAAACAGAAAAAGAAAAAAAUUACAAAACAAAAGAGUGGAGAAAAAGAGGUGAUAGAGUCCAGUGUUCCUUCCUACAAGGUCACUCAACAUGAAGUACUUUUAAAUAAAAAAACUUUAAACAACACACUUCAAGUUGAGCAACCUUCAUACCUUCUUCUUUGCCAAGGAACACUCACUUGCACAUCUAGUGAGUCUCAGACUACUACUCUUUCUCUUUCAAUACAAAAACUCUUGAAGGAAUUUGAUGAUCUAUUCCCCAAAGAAAUUCCAAAUGGGCUUCCACCAUUAAGAGGAAUAGAACAUCAAAUUGACUUCAUUCCAGGGGCAACUCUUCCUAAUAGGCCUGCCUAUAGGACUAAUCCCCAAGAAACCAAAGAGAUUGAGUCACAAGUCCAAGAAUUACUAGAUAAGGGUUUGAUCUUAAGAGCGGAUAUCACCAAAUUCGAAUCAAAGAAGGUGAUGAGUGGAAAACUGCUUUUAAAACUAAGUUUGGGUUAUAUGAGUGGCUAG